Molecule: messenger RNA, 769 nt
Organism: Chara braunii
Lineage: Eukaryota; Viridiplantae; Streptophyta; Charophyceae; Charales; Characeae
Source: the annotation of a GenBank genome assembly
GCUACACGUGUGGCCAGGAGGGCCACUUCGCGAGGGACUGUCCACAAAGGGCGGGAAUGACGGGGAAUAAUAGUAAUAAUAAUAUUAAUAAUAAUAAUAAUCAUGGCGGUAACAGCAAUGGAUACUAUAGACCAAGUGGCCUAUCCUGGCAGCAGAAGAAGGAUUUUGAAGACAUCGGGUGGAUGAGAGAGCUCUGCUCGGAUCUGGCAAGGGAGAGAAAGGAGAAGGAAGAGCGAGAGAAGGAACAGGAACGUUUGAAGGAGGAAGCGGAGAGACGUAGAAGGGAAGAGGAGCUCCAUCUUCAGCAUAAGAACGAGAUUGAGAGGCAUGCGGAGAUCCGCGACGCACGCCUCAUGUCUGCCAUGACGUCCCAGUUGAAGUCUCUGCACGACAAGCUCGUGGGACAGAUGGAUGAAGUGCGAUCCAAAGUGAAGUCCGGAGACAAGCAACGUGAGGACAUCGGAAGGAUGCGGGAGGAGGUGCUCGAACUUGAGCGGGAGAUGGCUAAGGAAGACCCCGACAAGGAGAGAGAUGAACUCAAGAAGAAGCUGACGGAGCUUCGAAAACUCAAGGAAGAACGUGAUCUGGCUCGGCAAAAGAGGAGGAUAAUGGAAGAAGAGAUGAGGUGGGAGAUGGAACAGACACGGCAGGAGUUAGAGUUCGAAGAGGAUCUGUGUGCACCAUCUUCGUCUACAAGGCCUCCUAGGAAGCGAAGAAUUGAGACUCCGGUUACUCCUUCUUGACCUCGCCGCGCUAAGCAUCCGCACUC